This is a messenger RNA of Synchiropus splendidus (mandarinfish), 4558 nucleotides long. RefSeq names its product adhesion G protein-coupled receptor G6 (gene adgrg6). Lineage: Eukaryota; Metazoa; Chordata; Actinopteri; Syngnathiformes; Callionymidae. Gene Ontology annotation, molecular function: laminin binding; G protein-coupled receptor activity. Gene Ontology annotation, biological process: heart trabecula formation; adenylate cyclase-activating G protein-coupled receptor signaling pathway; cell surface receptor signaling pathway. Gene Ontology annotation, cellular component: membrane. The coding region runs from base 753 to 4505 and encodes 1250 amino acids. The transcript has 31 exons. The record is from RefSeq and is a predicted model, not a curated record.
UGAGGGCCUGUGACAGGAUGAAGGAACUGAAAUCCAGGUCACGUGACUUGCUCUACAAGGCUGGUGAGGGUCCGGCAGCUGCUGACGUCACAGCCCACAGGGACUCCGGCUGAAAUCUAAAACAGACUGGAACCAACAAAUGAAUUCCGCGCCUUCUCCGUGGAUUUGACGCGACACCACUGAGCGGAGAGCGCGUGAAACGUAAAGGGCGCGCGUCUUACCCUCCCUCCUUCCAUCGUCCCCUCUCGGCUCCGCCGCCCACCCCACUCCUCCCCCUCCCUUCGCGCUGCGCUGCGUCCAAACAUUCAGGUUUGGGUUUUCCAGCGACAAAAGAGUCGACGAUGGUUCUGGAGAGAAGUCCGCUGCGCUGACAACAUGUGAGUUGGUACCGUGUGUGUGUGAGGUUUCUGCUUUGACGAAAGCAUUGGAAUUUCGAAACGAAAGAAGAGGGCUGCGUCCGGGGACGUUCCUUCACGAGUUGGUCUUAAAUCUUCUUUACACUUCUUUGGCCAAACUUGAGCCUCAUGUUGAACAACUUUGUCGUGGGUCUGUGUUUGUUUUAGUCACUUGCGAACGGACUCCUGUACAGAAGUCUCUGAUCAUGUUGUUAAAAGUGUGCGAACCGAGUUAAUCCACGAACUGUGUGUUUGUCACGGAGCUCAGUCUUUCAGUGGGAGCAGGAGGUGCCAGAGUGGAGGUGCUCAGGUCCUCAUGGUUCUGCCAGGGGUUGGGCUCGUGUGCUUCUUUGGCUCAUGCUGGGGAUCAGUCCGGACAGACACGUGUGGAGCUGCGGCUCCUCCAGCUGCGACCUGCUGCUCACCCAGUCUCCAGGCCAGCUGACCUCACCCUGCUACCCUCAGAAGUACCCCAACUCUCUGAGCUGCCGAUGGCGCCUGCAGGCUCCCGCCGGCUCCGUGGUGCAGCUCUCCUUCCUGGACUUUGAGCUGGAGGAGGCGCCCGGCUGCAUCUACGACCGGCUGGUGGUCAACACGGGGCAUGCCCACCUCAGCUUCUGCGGGCCCACCGCCAGCGGCCUGACGCUCAACUCCAGCCAGAACGUCAUGGAGUUGCUGUUCACGUCGGACUUCAGCGUGCAGAAACGCGGGUUCCUGGCGAGCGUCCGCCAUGUGGCCGUAGCGCUGAGGAACCAGAAGGUCACACUGGCUGGCAGCAGCGGUGGCGGCGGGACCGAGGCCAGCGGCUCCGUCUCCAUCCCGGAGCUCAGUCAGCUGACCGUCUGCUUUGAACUGGAAGGUCUCCAGCACCAGCAGCAGAGGGACUGGAUCUUCAGCUACUGGGAUGGCGGCGGGUCCAUGCAGCUGGGCUUGGCUCUGGACCAGAGCGGCGUGCUUCUGUCGGUGGGUGGAGUCACUUGCUUCGUGGAGUCAGUGGUCACGGCCGCGGACUUCUCCUCCUCCUCCAUGAGGUCCUUCUGCAUCCUCUGGUCCUCGGUCGGCACCGUGGCUGCGUUCCUGGACGGCUCCUACUGGUCCAGGCCCUGCGCUGCCUCCAGGGGGCACUCGGUGCCGGGGGGCGGGAACUUCAGACUCGGGGGUCGACAGCACCCGGGUGGGAGCAUCUACAACCUGCGGCUGUGGGACGCGGCCAUGGCGCCGCAGGAGCUGCGGCAGCUGAGCUGCUGGGCGCCGGGGAACGUGCUGGACUGGGACAACAGCUACUGGGAGGUGCCGCCGGGCCAGGCCCAGACCGAUGGCACCCUGAGCUGCAGUGUGUCUCCGCCUCACAGCCCCGACUGCUCCACUCCAGGCUCUGGCUGUCCAGCUGCUUCAUCGUCCGCUGACGCCACUAACACCCUCGCUACUAACCUCCAUGUCCCGGACUUGUCCAAGCCUAAACCCCCACUCCCCACUGCUAGCAUGUCGCUAACCAUUAGCUCCAGCAUCCACACCAUGAGCACUGCCUCCUCCCGCAGCCCCUCCCCUCCCAGCUCCCGAAGCCCCGCCUCCUCUGUCAGCGAUUCCUUUGCUGACGUGCUCUUCUACCGAGUAUCCAUGCUGCUGGAGCUCCAGGAGCCGACGCCGAGCCGAGACCACCUGCAGAGCGCCGUCUCCCUCUGGCUCAAUGACACCUUCCACAACUGGACUCACGAGGUGGACGUGGACGCUGUCAGCCUGCUUCCUCUGGGAGCUGCGGGUCACGUGGGCAGCUUUAGCUGUCGCGCUCUGCUGCUCCACUACUACGUCUCCAACCAGAGCCUGGACCAGUCCUUGGUUUCUGAGCGGAUCUCCCGCCACCGCGCGCACCUCGGGGCUGGACUGCUGCUCCGCACCGACUCCAUCCGCCUCGCUCUUAUUGAAAACUGCGUGGCAGAGACGACGCUUCACUACCGCUGGCCCGGGACCCGACCCGGCGUGACCCACCUCCUGCCUUGCUUCCCCAACAAGGAGGAGACGGCGUCCAGGACCUGUUUGAUUGACAGCCAGGAGCACCACUCCUACUGGUCCCCGCCAGACACCAGUAACUGCACCGACAUCGACGACCUGCAGGUGUCAGCAGAGAGCGCAGCAGGUGUUGCUCAGCAGCUCGCCGUCAUCUCUGACAACCCGCUGUCCACGGAGGAGGUGUCUAAAAUCGUGUCCAAGCUUCACCAGAUCGUAAAUGUGGCUAAACUCAACGUUUCUCUGGCGUCCACCGUUGUCUCCAUCAUCUCCAACGUCCUGAGCUCCGAGACUUCCCUGGUCACUUCCUCCGAGAGGGCCUUGAGGACGGUGGAGGAGCUGCUGCAGCGGGUAGACUUCGAAGGUCCGUCUCUGGCCAUCACCUCCCGACACCUCUCUCUAGGAAUAUUGACCUUCAAUGUCACCAACUUCAACGGGACGUCCUUUAGCGCUUUCCGACUCCCAAACAGCAGCGACCCGCAGAUUAGCUUUGACUCGGACUCGGUGAGCCCUCUAGCACAGGUCUUCCUCCCUCCAUCGCUGCUGUCUGGCCUCUCUCUGGACUCCUCGUCCAGGACCCGGAUCCACUUCAUGUUUUUCAGCAGCGUCAGACUCUUCCAGAGUGACCCGGGCAGCCAGGCCCUCGGCAGCUACGUGGUGGCCAGCAGCGUGAGCAACCUGAGCAUCCGUGGCCUGACAGAGCCGGUCCAGAUCCAGAUCGCUCACUUGACCGACCAGCCCCCUCUCCGUCCUGUCUGCGUCUUCUGGGACUUCAACCUCAGCGGGGGAGUCGGCGGCUGGAGCUCUGACGGCUGCAGACUGUCCCCAGCAUCAGCGCGACAGGACACCAGCACCUGCCUGUGUGAUCACCUGACCCACUUCGGCAUUCUGAUGGACAUCUCUGGGAUCUCUCCACAUAUGGACCAGAGGACCACCCAGGUUCUGACCUUCGUCACCUACGUGGGCUGCGGCAUCUCCGCUGUCUUCUCUGCCGCUACGCUUCUGACCUACCUGGCCUUCCAGAAGCUGCGCCGCGACUACCCCGCCAAGAUCCUGAUGAACCUGAGCACGUCUCUGCUCUUCCUCAACCUGGUCUUCCUCCUGGACGGCUGGCUGUCCGCCAUGCACUCCCAUGGCCUGUGUGUGUCGGUGGCGCUCUUCCUCCACUACUUCCUACUCACCUCCUUCACCUGGAUGGGCCUGGAGUCGGUGCACAUGUACAUCGCUCUGGUCAAGGUCUUCAACACUUACGUGCGGCGCUACAUGCUGAAGUUCUGCCUCCUGGGCUGGGGUGUCCCCGCCCUGCUGGUGGCAACCGUGCUUGCCGUCAACCAGGACUCCUACGGGCUGCAGGAGUUUGGGGGAGGAGCCUCGGGAGAGCAGGCCUCAGAGUUCUGCUGGAUCCAGAGUGCUGCCGUCUUCUACUCCACCUGCGUCGGCUACUUCUGCCUGAUUUUCCUCCUCAACACCGCCAUGUUCGUCGUGGUCAUGAUGCAGAUCUGCGGCCGCAGCGGCCAACGCAGCAAGCGCUCCGUGAGAGAGGAGGUGCUGCGGAACCUGCGGAGCGUGGUCAGCCUCACCUUCCUGCUCGGCAUGACGUGGGGCUUCGCCUUGUUCGCCUGGGGGCCCGUGAGCGUGGCCUUCAUCUACCUGUUCUCCAUCUUCAACUCGCUGCAAGGCUUCUUCAUCUUCAUCUUCCACUGUCUCCUGAAGGAGAAUGUCCAGAACCAGUGGAAGAAGGUGCUGUGGUGCAGCCCGCCGCGUCUCUCGGAGAACUCAGACAGCCGGACGGCAAAAACCCAGAAGGUGAGCUCAGAGCGCCUCAACAAGUCGGUGUCGUCCACCUCCUUCAGCACUGGGACCAACUGGACCUGCAAGACCAGGAGUCUGACUUGGUUCACCCGCCGGGACGCAGCUUCUGUUCCAGCAGACACGCGUGCCAGCGGCGGGCCGGAGGGCUCCUCCUCGGAGGCGGAACCCAACUCCUCCAUGCUGCCCGUCAGCCAGAUGAUUGACAAGAUGAGAGGCUACUGCUCAGCCCGGUCUGAGAACUUCUACAAGAACAUCCUCAUGUCAGACACCUUCAACAACAGCACUGGCUUCUAGACACGGAUGACCUCUGACCCUUCCCUCUGCUUCAAAGUAGUGUGACAUGUCAA